Molecule: messenger RNA, 5316 nt
Organism: Pedinophyceae sp. YPF-701
Lineage: Eukaryota; Viridiplantae; Chlorophyta; Pedinophyceae
Source: the annotation of a GenBank genome assembly
AUGUACGGGAUGUGGAGUGAGGACGAGCGGAGGGAGCGGCGCGCGCGCAUCGCUGCUGGCGAGGCGGACGGGAACCUCGAGACGUGCGUGCUGUGCAAGCAGGGGGGCAACCUGGUGUGCUGCGACUUCUGUCCGGGCACGUACCACAUGCGGUGCAUCGGCGAGACGCCCCGCGCUCUGUCGGACGAGCGGGACUGGAAGUGCCCGGAGUGCGAGUUCGGCGGCCGCGACCAGUCGGCGGGCCUGCGCGCGCCCCGCACCGCCAUUGACGGCGACCAGCGCUCCUUCAUCAUCUACCACGGGGGCGUGCUGGCGACCGAGCAGGUCGUCGACGACGCUGACAGCGACAGCGACGCGGGCGACGGAGACGUCAUGCAUCGCCCUCAGCGGCCAUGGGAGGCGCGCGGGUACCGCGUGGGGCUGCUUGACCGCGACUUCCGGGGAUUCGCGUUCCUGCAGGGCAGCGCGGCCCUGUCCGCGCUGGCCAAGUCCGACGCGCGCCGCGUACGUGCCGGCCGCGCCGGCGGGCGCCACUUGCAGACGGUCGCCAUGGUGGACCCGCAGCAGGGCAAGAGGAUCGUGGGCGCGUCGGCGUACGCCAACCGCUACAGGAACAGCUGGGUGACGUUCGCCAUCCACCUGCAGGACCACGUGGACCAGCUGGAGAAGGAGUUUCGCCGGGGGUCGCGCGGGCGUGGCAACGCGCCCUACAUCCCGCCACCCCUGCGUCCGGCGUCCCUGCCCAUCCACCGCUUCCAGUACCCGGCCCCGCCCGGCAGGGCGCCCGCACAGCCCGUGCGGCAGCCGGCGAUCAAGUGCGGGCUGUGCGUGCACUGCCUCAACCCGCAGCACAAGAAGCCUUGCCUGGAGCGCGACAACCUGAUGGACGUACCGGACGACUCCCUCGCGCCGCCCGAGGACGACGGCCGGGGCAUCAACGGGUCGCCGCGGCUGUCGACGCUCAUCGCGCUGGUCAUGCGCAUGGAGCGCGAGCUGUGGGGGGUGCUGGGCGGCUGCUGGGGGGGCUUCUCUGAGAACAACCCCCUGCGGCAGUUCCGUCAAGAGCCCGGCGCGGGCCGCGAGGCGCUUGCCAGGGGCGGCGAGUGGCGCCGCGAGUGGGUGCGGAGCGUCCGGGGCGCGACAACUGUGUCGCACCUGGCCGCCGCCUGUGCGCAGCUGGAGGCCGCCGUGCCGCGCGAGCUGCUGCCCCCCGCGUGGGACAUCGUGGGCCUCGAGCUGCCGGACGCGACCAUCAGCGCGUGCAACAUCGACCAGGCGGACCCGCAGAUGCUGAGCGAGAUGCCGUCCGGGACGCCGCGCGCGAUCCUCUUCCACAAGAUGGGCGGCAUGAUGGGCGCGGCGGCGGGGCGGCGGGUCAAGCUGCAGGCCCCCGACGGGUACACGGUGGUGCACGGCUACCGCUGCGGGUACUGCGACUGCUGCCUGAAUCCGCACUGGAAGCAGGCGUGCAAGAACCGCCUGGUCAAGAAGGAGGAGGACCCCCCCAAGAAGAGCGGCGGGAGCAAGAAGCGGAAGGCGCCCGCGCCGCCGGCGAUCUCGUUCGGGAUCCCCGCGCCGGGCGGCGACCGGCCGCGGUCGAAGCGGCUCGCGGCGCGGCAGGACAUGGCGGCGGCGGACAUGGCAGCGUCCACAGUGGUGGAGCACAAGCCCGUGCCCGCCGUGCCCCCGCGGCCGAGCCUGCAGACCGCCGCGGAGUUCGCCAGUGAGAUCCCGCCGGACGUGCUCGCGGAGGCCCAGGGCGACGUGCGCAGGUCGGGGCGGCGGAGCAGGCCGGUGGAGUUUUUCCGCCCGGACGACCCGCGCAAGCAGCUGGGGUCCGAGCCCAGCGCGCAGGCGGCCGCGCCGGACCGCCGGUCGGAGGUGACGCUGCUCAUGGACGAGAAGGACGCGAUCGUCUCGUGGAAGCUGAACGGUCCGGACGGGAACGAGCUGCUGGACCCGCCCCCCAAGGGCACCUGUGGGUUCCAGUUCGUGCAGCGGCGUCGGAGCGGCGCGCGGGCGGGCCCCGCGCUGCCGACCCUCGUGCUGCGGCGCGCGGCGCGCCAGGGCGGGCAGCGGAUGGUGCCCGGGGUGUCGUACAAGAACCGCAAGGCCGAGCACGGGCUGGAGUCGUCCCCGCGGCUGCAGUGGCUGGCGCGCGUGGACCAGGCGCAGACCGCGUCGCAGCUCGGGCUGCUGCUGCGGGAGCUCGACAUGGCGGUGCACUGGGACCCGGUGAAGAAGCCCGAGGCCUCUGCUGCGGGCGUGUUUCACUUUCUGGGCAUACUCGACAGGAGGGUGGCGGAAGGCGGGGGGUGGCUCGAGUACCUGGUCGACUUCGAGGGUGGCGGCCGCGGGCUGUCCGACGCCGUGGAGCGGCUGGUGGACGACUACGCGGGCCGCUGGGUCCCGAGCUACGACCUGCCCAUGUGGUUCACGCGGGAGUUCGAGGAGCGCGCACGGCGCAGGGCCUCGGUCGCGACGGAGCGCGGCCUCGACUUCUACGAGGCGUGCCUGACCUGCGGCAAGGCCCCCGGGGAGCCCGUCGACGGCGGGGAGGGCGGCUGGCUCUGCUGCAGCUCGUGCUCCCGCGCCGUGCACGCGGCCUGCGCGGGGUUCCCCGGGUGCGACUCGAACUACGAGUGGUGCUGCGGCGAGUGCAGCUCGGAGCGCAGCACGAGGACGCGCGUGCGGCACGUGACUCGCGCGCUGGAGGACGGCCUGGACAAGGCGGGCGCGCCGGGGGAGCGGAGGAGGGUGGACGACAUCAUCCAGGAGUACCAGGGGCGGGGGGAGGCGGUGGUCGUCGUCGGGCCGCGACGCGCCAGGAAGGACAAGCCCUCCGUGGGCGCUGCGAUCCAGACGACCCUGGAGGAGGUCGGGAUCCACCGCAGGGAGCGUGGAGCAGCGGAUGUCUGCGUCUGUCGCUCGACCGACCGCAGCCGGGCCGCCGUCACGUGCGACGUGUGCGGGGAGCUGUACCACGCGGACUGCGUGGGGCUCCUGUCGGACGACGUGCACCUGGUCGACCAGUACGUGUGCCAGGGCUGCACGACACAGCUGACUGCAUUCAACAAGCCCGACAUGGUCGUGCGGCUGCCGCCCAAGGAACCCCGCGACGGUUGCGAUUCGCGCCCCUGCACUGUGUGCCAGGUGCGCGGCUCCGGCCCGCUGGACGUCCUGGGGGAGGUGAGGACGUGCGGGCACUGCAAGGUGCCUGCGCACCUCUACUGUGCGUUCAACAGCAGCUCGGUCGACCCCUCCAACCCGAAUGAGUGGCUCUGCGACGCAUGUGCCGCGGGCCACGAGCCAGAUCAGCUGGUCUGCGUGCUCUGCGAGAAGUCCGGGGGCCUGCUGAAGCGCAUGGAGGCCAACUGCGCGGCGGGCGUCAUCGCGAUGCGUCAGGCGGCCGCGGAGAAGCUGCGCAACCACAGGGAGAGCUACCGCAGCCCGUUCGCGUUCGACCCGUCCGAGGUGUGGUGUCACACGCUCUGUGCGGCGUGGAUGCAGGCGAGCUUCACCGGGCAGGGGGAGGUGACGGGCCUGCAGGACUCUGUCGAAGAGGCCGCUUUCACGUACAAGUGUCGCCUCUGCGGCGACAAGGGUCGCGGGGCACUCGCGGUGUGCGACCACGUCGACAGCGACGGCCCGCGCCUGAAGUUCUGCUCCGUCCAGGUCCACCCAGCGUGUGCGCGCGAGCACGGUCUCCCGAUGGCGCUCAUCCCCGCCUUCGGGUACGCGGCCGGCGACGCGAUGCUGGCGCGCUUCUAUUGCCCGAACCACGCGCACAGUCACCCCGCGGAGGUCAAGUACGCGGGCGACCGGAUGUACAGCACUGGCUACCUGAUCGACGUCGGGCAGGACAUUGCGGCGCUGCAGAGCGCCUCCGCGGCGCGAUCGCACGAGCUCGCGCGGCUCGGGCCAGGAAUGCGCAAGUGUCUGCUCGCGGUGGACGCCCUGCUGCUGUGCCCGGAGUCGCUGAUCUUCCGGGAGCCUGUGUCGCGCUCCGAGGCACCCGACUACCACCGAGUGGUCAAGUGCCCGAUGGACCUCGGAACCAUCCGUAAGAACAUCGUCGGCGGGGCGUUCGCGGCCACCGCGGACGUUGCGCGCGCGGUGAGGCUGGUGUUUGCCAACUGCCGCUUGUACAACGACCCGGGGUCGUCCUUCUGCACCGUCGACGCACGGCUGUGUCAAGUGGCGUUCGAACGAGCGUGGGCCACUGCUGGCCUACCCCCGGAAGAGGCCGCGCAGGGCCAGGACGAACGCCUCGCCAUGGUAGCAGACGUGAAGAGGGGCGGAGGGCGGGGCUCGCGCGCUGGUCGCAAGGACGACGCCGAGGACUGGGUUCGCAGCGCUCAGAGCGUGCUGGGCAAGGUCCUGAAGCUGAAGGCGGCCUGGUGGUUCACGGAGCCCGUGCCGCUCGACACCGCCCCGGACUACUUGGAGGUCGUCAAGCACCCCAUGGACCUCGGCACGGUGAGGGACAAGCUUCAGGCAGGUGGCCUCCAGAGCCCGGAACAGGUCGUGGAGCUGGUCGAGCUUGUCUGGAGCAACUGCAGGGCCUACAACGACGCCGAUUCGGACGUGUGUCGGGACGCUGCGACCUGCGAGAAGGCUUUCAACAAACACUGGACGAGCGAGGGCCUGCCUGGACUCGUCACGCCUUCGCCUCAGACCGCGCAACCCGGGGUUCCCGCCACGCCAGCGCCAGACGCGCAGAACCUCAAUGCUGAGGCCGUACUGGCGAAUCCAGCAGUGCCUGCGGCCCACGCGUCCCUCCCACCCGCGCCACAGGCGGCUGCACCGUCCCGCGAGGCCACCGUUGCAGCAGGCCCAGCGCCCCCGAUCGGCAAUCCCUCCACACCCUUGGCACCCCCGGCUCAGCCGCCCCAGCCUGCCCAGCCCGCUCCAGAGCCUGUGCCGGCGGUCGUCCAGCAGGCCCAGGACGCGAGCCUGACGGUGUCGCAGCGGGUGACCUGGGCUCUUGGGCAGGCCAUGUUGAGUCCCCUGGGCUGGGCCUUCACGCAAGGGCCCGCUCAGGCAACGGGCGACUCGCACGUCCCGAACCUUGGAACGAUGCGGCUCGGGGCGGAGACGGGGAAGUAUGGCGUGAUGACCGCGCCGGACGGGCAGCCGGCGGAGGACACCCUUCGGCGAGUCCUCGCAGACUUGUGGAAGCUGGCAGAGCGCGCCGACGCACCCGGGGGGGUCCCAGCUGCACGCAAGGUUGCCGCAGAAGCGCUGAAGGCGUGGUCAGCGGCGGGCCUGCCGUGCCUGGGGGCGGCGGAGCUGGAUCUGAUGCGCUCAGCAUGA